CUGGACUGAAUGGGGACAGAUGCCCUGCAUUGGAAAGGCUCGCUUGGAUGGCUCGGAGAAGGUUGUCCUCGUCAGCAUGGGGAUUGCAUGGCCGAAUGGCAUAUCCAUUGACUAUGAGGAAAAUAAAUUGUACUGGUGCGAUGCUCGUACAGACAAAAUAGAAAGAAUUGACCUUGAGACUGGAGGGAAUCGUGAAGUGGUACUGUCAGGGAGCAAUGUGGAUAUGUUCUCAGUUGCAGUCUUUGGGGCUUACAUCUACUGGUCUGACAGAGCACAUGCCAAUGGAUCCAUCAGAAGGGGCCACAAGAAUGAUGCCACGGAAACCAUAACCAUGAGAAUGGGCCUUGGAGUCAACCUGAAGGAGGUUAAAGUCUUUAACCGAGUAAGAGAGAAAGGGACCAAUAUUUGUGCCAGGGACAAUGGUGGGUGUCAGCAACUGUGUCUUUAUAGAGGAAAUUCCUGGAGAACUUGUUCUUGUGCCCAUGGAUAUUUGGCAGAGGAUGGAGUUACUUGCCUAAGACAUGAAGGCUAUUUGCUUUAUUCAGGGAGAACAAUAUUAAAAAGUAUACAUCUUUCUGAUGAAACCAAUUUAAAUUCACCAAUAAGGCCAUAUGAGAAUCCACAUUAUUUCAAGAAUGUCAUAGCCUUAGCUUUUGACUAUAAUCAAAGAAGAAGAGGAACCAACCGGAUCUUUUACAGCGAUGCACACUUUGGAAAUAUACAGCUUAUUAAAGAUAACUGGGAAGACAGACAAGUAAUUGUUGAAAAUGUGGGUUCUGUCGAAGGACUUGCCUAUCACAGAGCCUGGGAUACACUGUACUGGACCAGUUCCACUACCUCAUCCAUCACCAGACACACAGUGGACCAGACUCGGCCGGGAGCAUUUGACAGGGAAGCUGUCAUAACCAUGUCAGAAGAUGACCAUCCACAUGUUCUAACCCUGGAUGAAUGCCAAAACUUAAUGUUUUGGACCAACUGGAAUGAACAGCAUCCAAGUAUCAUGAGAUCUACCCUGACUGGGAAAAAUGCUCAAGUGGUGGUCAGUACAGACAUUCUCACUCCAAAUGGACUCACCAUUGACCACCGGGCAGAGAAGCUGUAUUUUUCAGAUGGCAGCCUAGGAAAAAUUGAAAGGUGUGAAUAUGAUGGAUCUCAGAGACAUGUGAUUGUUAAAUCUGGGCCAGGGACUUUCCUCAGUCUGGCUGUUUAUGACAACUAUAUCUUCUGGUCGGACUGGGGAAGAAGAGCUAUCCUGCGUUCCAACAAGUACACAGGAGGAGAUACAAAAGUUCUCCGUUCUGAUAUCCCACAUCAACCAAUGGGAAUCAUAGCCGUCGCCAAUGACACCAAUAGCUGUGAACUUUCUCCAUGCGCAUUGUUGAAUGGAGGUUGCCAUGACCUGUGCCUUUUAACUCCCAAUGGGAGAGUGAAUUGUUCCUGCAGGGGAGAUAGAAUAUUGCUAGAUGACAACAGAUGUGUGACUAAAAAUUCCUCCUGCAACAUUUAUUCAGAGUUUGAGUGUGGAAACGGAGAGUGUAUUGACUACCAGCUCAGCUGUGAUGGCAUUCCUCAUUGUAAGGAUAAAUCUGAUGAAAAACUGCUCUACUGUGAAAACAGAAGUUGUCGAAGAGGGUUCAAGCCCUGCUCCAAUCAUCGCUGCAUUCCUCAUGGCAAGUUAUGUGAUGGUGAAAACGACUGUGGAGACAAUUCUGAUGAAUUAGACUGUAAAGUUUCAACCUGUGCUGCUGUUGAGUUCCGCUGUGCAGAUGGGACAUGCAUUCCAAGACAACACAGACUGUACACACUUCUAUAAACUUGGAGUGAAAACCACAGGGUUCAUAAGAUGCAAUUCUACCUCACUGUGUGUUCUGCCAACCUGGAUAUGUGAUGGGUCUAACGA
This is a messenger RNA of Hipposideros armiger (great roundleaf bat), 1900 nucleotides long. RefSeq names its product low-density lipoprotein receptor-related protein 1B-like. Lineage: Eukaryota; Metazoa; Chordata; Mammalia; Chiroptera; Hipposideridae. The record is from RefSeq and is a predicted model, not a curated record. The transcript is spliced from 12 exons. Gene Ontology annotation, molecular function: low-density lipoprotein particle receptor activity; protein binding. Gene Ontology annotation, cellular component: signaling receptor complex; plasma membrane. Bases 20 to 1813 code for a protein of 597 amino acids.